CAUCCUCUGCUGUCCCUGUCUUCUUUUGCCAUCUGUUGUUCCCAGCAUUAACUGUUGUAUAACUUGUUUUAAUCUCAUGUACUUCAUGUCUUCUCAGCCACAAGUUACUCUGUUAUAGUAAUGUUGCAGUGGGUUUUUUUUAAUCUAUUAGGUGUUGUUAAAAGUGCUGGUUUGUGACCAUGUGACCACAGAAGUUCAACAUACUUGACAGAUGUCUUCAUUCAUUAGGCCAGGGGUGGAGAACCUGCAGUGCAGACAUCAUCUGGUCUUAAUCUAAUUCCGUGCAGCCAGGUAGCAGAGACUGGAUGGCACAUGGAACAUGAAAGAGCAAAGUGAUUUUCCACCUGCCAGUGACUCUGGCUUAUUUUUUCUUGCCACGAUGGCAACUGCACCUUACAACUAUUCCUACAUCUUUAAAUACAUCAUUAUUGGGGACAUGGGCGUAGGGAAGUCCUGCUUGCUUCACCAGUUUACAGAAAAGAAAUUUAUGGCGGAUUGUCCCCAUACAAUCGGCGUUGAGUUCGGUACAAGAAUAAUUGAAGUUAGUGGCCAGAAAAUUAAGUUGCAGAUCUGGGAUACGGCAGGACAGGAGCGAUUCAGGGCUGUCACACGGAGCUACUACAGAGGAGCAGCAGGAGCGCUCAUGGUCUACGACAUCACUAGAAGAAGCACAUAUAACCAUCUGAGCAGCUGGCUGACGGAUGCAAGGAACCUCACCAAUCCAAAUACUGUGAUAAUCCUUAUAGGAAACAAAGCAGAUCUGGAAGCACAGAGGGACGUAACGUAUGAAGAAGCCAAACAGUUUGCUGAAGAGAACGGGUUGCUGUUUCUUGAAGCCAGUGCAAAAACAGGAGAGAAUGUUGAGGAUGCGUUCCUAGAGGCUGCCAAGAAAAUCUACCAGAACAUCCAAGACGGGAGCCUGGAUCUGAACGCCGCAGAGUCGGGUGUACAACACAAGCCUUCGGCUCCACAGGGUGGCCGGCUAACCAGCGAACCCCAGCCCCAGAGAGAAGGCUGCGGCUGCUAGUGACCUCAAAACCUUGGCUCUGUUUCUGACCUUUCACCUCUGUUAGGAGCAGUGCUUUUGGCUGCUUCAGUUUCCUCUGUACACCUUACUGGGUUUAAUUAAAACUCCUGAGGCGACAGUUUAACACAGUACUAAACUUCUAAAAAUAAAAUACGAGAAACUUAGAUGUAAUCAGGUUAUCAAAGGCAAGUAGUCAUACCCUUCUCCCUGCAUGGUAAAUCUAGGAGUCUUUACCCCUCCCUAUGAUUGUCCUUGUGAAUAGGUGUCACCAAUCCAUGAUUUACAAAACAGAGCACUGAUGCUGGACCUCAUGAUUUUUACUCUUACUCUUUUUCUCUCUGCAGGGCUUUGUCUCUUGUAAGGUUUAACUUGGUUAGCUUCAGCCUUUCCUCCAAAUCUGUAACUGGUCUGAAUCUGUCCUUUUUAGUAACAAAAAAGUUGAUUUGCUGUGAAAUGAUUUCCGAGGGUGGGGAGACCCGUUGCAGGGGUGUAUGUCUUCAUCCAUCUUGGCCUUGCACAUGGGAAGUGCAUCUCCUGACCGUCACAGCUCUUUCCCUUCUGCCAUUUUCCCCUUCUGGCCCUAGCUAACACAACGUAAAUAUGUAUAAAUUUUGAAGGAACCGAGCUAACGCUUAAAAAGUACAUUCUGUGUAUAUGAUUUUAAUGAAGAAAAACUGAUUACUGGCAUUAGAACUAUAUAGAUAGUGUAUUGGUCUGUACAGUUCAACCAAUUAUUGGCCACAUCACCUCUGCUUAGCAACUACAGUUCACUGACCACCGGCUUAACUCUGUGGUGGCGGCCUUUGGAGGAGGUUGCGCCUGGGAAGCUGGUUCCUGAUGCAGUGCGGAAGAGUAUCCAUCCCGGUGUUGCAUCUGCCCCGUCUCUGCACUGCAGCUAUUGCUGUUUUUGUUCAUGAUCCUGGUCCUGUGCGAUUUAAUGGUGUGCUAACCGGCUCUGCCCCCUCUCCUUCCUCUCUCUCUUUGGUAAGAAUUCUGCUUUACUCCAGCUUAAUUUCCUGCCUUAUUGUAUAGGAAUGCUGGGCUUUAUCGCACAUCUUACGUUUUCAUGGAAAUUAUUCUCAACUGGACUGUCAAGUAUUUUGCUCUAGGCUUCCUGAACUAUUCUGUGGCAUUUGACACUACGACUGAACAGGCUUAACCUCGCCUCCUCCCAAGUUCUUCCUUCUUUCCUUCCUCCUAUGGUCACAAGAGUCUCUAGGAAAGCGAACUAAUUAAAAGUGUGUAUAUGCAGACCUGCUUUUCUCCUUGGGUUACAGCCACAUGUGCAAACAAUCUUAACUCUGUACUGUAUUCUCCAUGGCAGCCUGGCCUCUCUCUUUUUCCAAAAAAAAGGAAAAGAAAAGAAAAAAGCAGGGGCAACAAAUGGUUAAGCAUGACUGGGGCAAGAUGAGCAUGUGUGAAUAUAUUGACUGCGAUGUUUCAAAUUCAGCAAAGUACAGAAGCCCCUGUCGAGACACUAAGCAAGGCCACGUUCCAAUAUGUAAAAGCAAAGGGUGAUAACCAGCAUAUUGUACAGUCAAUGUUAAAUAAAAGCCAAAACUGGAAUGUGCAAAUGAUUAGUGUUUGGGUAAGUUGUGCACUGUCCCUUGGUGUGUGUCCUUUUUGUUUGGCUCCAGUUAGGAUUUUCCCCUCAAACCUAAGAUUCUUAAAAUAGAUGGGUAUCCGAGAAUCUGCAGCUUGAAUUCCACCAUGCGGGGCGGGGCGGGGUUUUGCCCAGGGACCAUGACCUGUUGACACAAUGUAAGUUUGGGCAAAGGCAAUCUUUCUGCAGCUUGUUGGCGGUGCAAUAGCCCCUUCUUAUAUUCCCCCAAGUAAAGUUACAGUAGGUCUUUGUUUCUGUGACAAGACUUAUUUGGGCUGCUGUACUCAUUUAAUGUAACAAUGCUAUUAUCUAAAUAUUUGUAAAUAAAGUACCUGUAUCUAGAUACA
Molecule: messenger RNA, 2977 nt
Organism: Varanus komodoensis (Komodo dragon)
Lineage: Eukaryota; Metazoa; Chordata; Lepidosauria; Squamata; Varanidae
Gene: RAB14
Product: RAB14, member RAS oncogene family
Exons: 8
Coding region: 320-1027 (235 amino acids)
Biological process (GO): Golgi to endosome transport; phagosome maturation; defense response to bacterium
Cellular component (GO): trans-Golgi network; phagocytic vesicle; recycling endosome
Molecular function (GO): GTP binding; GTPase activity
Source: RefSeq, a predicted model, not a curated record